GACAGAUCGCUAAGUGAAUGUACGUUGUAAACUGUGCUGCCGUUUAUUACAUGUUUGUUAACACACAAAGACAAUUAUUAUGCUAAUUAUUUGACUGGCACUUGGAUCUGAAGUUUUGACCCAUGUAUAAGUCAAGGGCAAAUUUUUUGGACAGAUUUUUAGGUCUGGAAAGGUCAACUUAUACAUGGGAAAAUAUGGUACUCCAGUUUCACCUUGUUCAGAAACUACCAGCUGUCUUUUUAAAACGUCAACAUCAAACCAGCAGACAAUAGCAAACAGAACAAAUCUGAUAACUGAAAAGAAAAGGAAAUUUUUUGAAGAACCUCCUCCACAAGUGAUGCAUCAAACUUUUACAACUAUGAAUUUAUCAAGACCUUUACUCAAGGCUAUAAAUGAUCUGGGAUUUAGUCAUCCUACGCCUAUCCAGACCUCAACUAUUCCUGUGGCUCUGAUGGGCAAAGACAUCUGUGCAUGUGCUGCAACAGGAACAGGAAAGACAGCAGCAUAUAUGCUUCCGAUAUUGGAGCGACUUAUUUACCGACCUCAGCAGGCGUCAGUAACAAGGGUCCUCAUUCUAACUCCCACAAGAGAGCUGGCCAUUCAGAUUCAUUCUGUAACCAAAGCAUUGUCCAAACACACCAACAUCCAAGUGUGCCUGGCUACAGGGGGCUUGGAUGGGAAGAGCCAGGAAGCAGCAUUACGUAAAGGACCUGACAUCGUGAUUGCUACUCCUGGGAGACUUGUGGAUCACUUGCAUAACACCCCGUCAUUUAACCUGCAAACCGUGGAGAUAAUAGUGCUGGAUGAAGCUGACAGAAUGCUAGAUGAGAACUUUAAAGACCAGAUGGAGGAAAUUAUGAAGCUCAGUCCACGUGGAAGGCAAACAAUGCUAUUCUCAGCAACAAUGACAGAUGAGGUUGAAGAGCUUGUCAGUCUUUCAUUGAAUCAGCCCGUGCGCCUGUUUGUUGACAAUAAUACCGACGUCGCUCAUAACUUGCGCCAGGAGUUUGUAAGGAUCAGGAGUAACAGAGAAGAAGAUCGCUUAGCUAUUAUCACAGCACUAUGCAGUAGAACGUUCAACGAACAUUGCCUGAUAUUUUUGCAAACUAAAACGUCAGCUCACAGACUGAGAAUAAUCUUAGGGCUGCUGGGAUUGAACGUGGAAGAGCUCCAUGGAAACUUGACACAAUUACAGAGGCUGGAAGCUUUAAGGAAAUUCAAGGCCGGCGAAGUUGACAUUCUUGUAGCUACGGACUUAGCAUCUAGAGGACUGGAUAUUUUAGGAGUGAAAACGGUCAUUAACGCCAACCUUCCGCCGACGCUGAAGCAGUAUAUUCACAGAGUUGGAAGAACAGCUCGGGCGGGACGCAGUGGAAGAUCUGUUUCGCUAGUCGGAGAAAAAGAAAGAAAACUGCUGAAGGAAAUUGUAAAAUUAGCCAAGACACCAGUGAAAAGUAGAAUAGUCCCUACAGAGGUGAUUGAGAAAUAUAAAAGCAAGAUUCAAGGACUCGAGAAGGACUUGAAGGAAAUUUUGAAACAAGAAAGCGAAGAAAAAGAGCUGAGAAUCUCAGAGAUGGAGAUGAAUAAAGCACGGAACCUUAUUGAACACGAAGAAGAGAUCUUCUCCAGGCCUCCGCGGGUGUGGUUUCAAAGCAAGGCAGACCUAAAAAGAAAGUCUGACAAAGCAGCAAACGGACCAGCCAGCAAGAAAUCCAAAAAUGAAAACAAGAAAGGAAGGAUUGCAGUCAGCGCAAAUGAAAACGAAGAGGAUAAGAAGAAGCGAAAAGAGAUGGAAUUCAUCGCACGAGAGGUCAAGCGGUCGAAAAAAAAGAAACGCUUGCACGCCUUCCCGCCGGACAAACCCGAUUUCAACUCUAAAGCAGGAAAAUCAUCAAAAACGAAGAGUGCUGCCGCUGCUGGUGGUUCACGGCUCAAGGCAUUUGACAAAGAACUCACGGAUACAAGCAAAAAAGCGCUAAAAACCUUCAGACAGAGCUCAAGACCCGAUGAUUCAAAGAAGUUCAAGAAAAGUCCAGGAAGGUUUAAAUCAAAGAAAAGAUACAAGAGAAGAUGACCCGAGUACAGUUGCAAGAGCCGAAACUGAAUAAAUUUUUAUUUUAAACUGAAUCCAUUGAAUCACCGGAGAGAAAUUAAAGAUCAUGAGUUCCUCGCUGUCAAGGUGUAGAGCCACAGAGUACGUCUUGUUAUUUCUCAAUUCAGUUCCCAUGGCUUGUUGCCCUGAGUAUUGGACCCUUUAUUUGUAAUGGUUUUGGAAGAAAGCCUAUCUGAAAAUCGCCGUGUUUCAAUAAAUUGAACUUUUCGAAAGAAAGUAGGAA
Messenger RNA from Orbicella faveolata, 2336 nucleotides. Its product is annotated as putative ATP-dependent RNA helicase DDX27. Gene Ontology annotation, cellular component: cytosol. The record is from RefSeq and is a predicted model, not a curated record. NCBI's taxonomy places the organism in Eukaryota, Metazoa, Cnidaria, Anthozoa, Scleractinia, Merulinidae. Gene Ontology annotation, molecular function: ATP binding; nucleic acid binding; RNA helicase activity.